Messenger RNA from Penicillium verhagenii, 1098 nucleotides. RefSeq lists its product as uncharacterized. Gene Ontology annotation, biological process: base-excision repair. The transcript has a single exon. Gene Ontology annotation, molecular function: DNA binding; catalytic activity. The record is from RefSeq and is a predicted model, not a curated record. Lineage: Eukaryota; Fungi; Ascomycota; Eurotiomycetes; Eurotiales; Aspergillaceae. The coding region runs from base 1 to 1098 and encodes 365 amino acids. Gene Ontology annotation, cellular component: nucleus.
AUGCCUUCUGCCUUGCCAAUCCGAUCUCGUCCAUACAAACCGAGUAUUCCCCAACAACUACCCAAAUGUCCUGAUGAUUCCAAUCCCCACUCGGUCGUUCUGCUGUCAGACUCAAGCUUGAGUGAUGUUCCUUCUGACUUCGAGUCUGAAAACUACUACAAUGACGAGGGCAUUUUUGUGUUACCCCCAACUCCCGUGAAGAACCCGGAAUUCGUUGCCGCAGAAUCCGCUACUAUUCCUGAAAGUCUCGUUACACAGACAUCUUUUGUCUCUCCAGAAGAUCCCAAGACGCCGCGAACGAAGUUACCCAAAGUUUCCCCAUAUUUUCCGAAGCCACCGCGCGAUCCACAGUCUUGUCUUCCUUUCCCCCCACUCAGUACUCAAUCUUUCGGUCUUGUACAGGAGCAGCUGGCCCACGAUCCAUUCAAAUUACUUAUUGCAACCAUAUUUCUUAACCGCACCCGUGGAGGGGUAGCUUUGCCUGUUUUGUUCAAAGUGUUUGAGCGAUAUCCGACUCUGGAAUCUAUGGCUGUUGCUGAUGAGUCAGAUCUGGUAGCCAUGAUCAAUUGUCUUGGUUUUCAAAAUCAGCGUGCUAGAAAGUGCAUCUUGCUCGCGCAAACUUGGCUAAACAACCCCCCUGUGAAAAACAAACGCUAUCGAAAAUUGCACUAUCCUCAUAAGCUGGAUGGUCGAGAUAUUGGACGAGAUGAAUGUGUUGAUGAUGAAGACCAUCGAUCAGCAUGGGAAGUUGCUCACUUUGCUGGUGUUGGUGCUUAUUCCCUGGACAGUUGGCGCAUCUUCUGUCGGGACAAGUUACGGGGAGUGGCUACAGAUUGGCUGGGGACUGGCGCCACUAGUGAUGGAUUUGUUCCUGAGUGGAAAUCAGUUCUUCCCAAAGACAAAGAACUACGCGCCUACUUGACCUGGCUUUGGCUCAAGGAAGGUUGGGUGUGGGAUCAUCACACUGGUGAUCUCAGUGCAGCGAGUGAGAAGAUACUGAGAGCUGCCCGAGUGGGUGGAGUAGCCCAUGAAGAAGAUGGGAAUUGGACAUUGGAGACUUCACCUGUCAAGGCCAGGAAUGAAUUCCACGAGGAUUGA